Molecule: messenger RNA, 594 nt
Organism: Aspergillus clavatus NRRL 1
Lineage: Eukaryota; Fungi; Ascomycota; Eurotiomycetes; Eurotiales; Aspergillaceae
Product: ankyrin repeat domain-containing protein
Exons: 1
Coding region: 1-594 (197 amino acids)
Molecular function (GO): protein binding
Source: RefSeq, a predicted model, not a curated record
AUGGCAGGACUUACACCCAUCCAGGCAGCUGCUGCAUAUGGUGAUAUCAGAUCUGUAAGAGAUUUGAUUAGUCUUGGAGCAGAUGUUAACAGCCCAGCAACUGAUAAUGGCAUGACUGCUCUACUAGCGGCUUUGAAGAACCAAUCUCUGCCCCUUCUCAAGUUACUUGUCCAACACGGAGCGAAUGUCAACCAUGUUAUCGCAACCAAAGAUUGUAAGUUCAUAUCUCCUCUUGGAGAGGCGGCCCGUUUAGGCUGGCUUAAGGGGGUGGAAUUUCUCCUGAAGCAUGGUUUGAAUGUUCACGACUCUCGUUUGGAUUUAGCAUUGUUUCAAGAAAAUGAGCUCUCAGAUUUUCUAAGCCCUCUGGGCUGGGCGAUCAAGAAUAGAGCUGAGAAGAUGGUAGCUUUGUUGUUACAACACGGUGCCGAUGUCCGUGCAACAGUUUGGUCAAAUAACUGGCGCUCUGCAAGUGCCUUGAUAUAUGCAUUAAUCUGCAGAUCAAGUUUUGAAGUCAUUUAUCGGCUCAUUGAAAAAGUUCCGGACUUGGAAGACCAUCCUGGAUGGGAGGACGCACUAGAAUUUGUCAUUCUAUAG